Aspergillus thermomutatus is the source of this 1053-nucleotide messenger RNA. RefSeq names its product alpha/beta fold hydrolase. The transcript is spliced from 4 exons. Bases 1 to 1053 code for a protein of 350 amino acids. NCBI's taxonomy places the organism in Eukaryota, Fungi, Ascomycota, Eurotiomycetes, Eurotiales, Aspergillaceae. Gene Ontology annotation, molecular function: catalytic activity. The record is from RefSeq and is a predicted model, not a curated record.
AUGGCCUACCCUCACUUAACGUACACUACCGCGCGCGCACUCACCUAUUCUUACAUCCAUAUCCCACCCCAAUUCCCCAACACUCAAUACAUUCUCUUCCUACACGGCUUCCCCUCCACCUCGCACGACUGGCGUCAUCAGAUCUCCUUCUUCGUAGCAAAGGGUUAUGGAAUCCUAGCUCCGGACUUACUUGGGUUCGGCGGAACGUCGAAGCCGAGUGAGUUAGAGAUGUAUAAGGGUGAAGGUAUGGCGAGGGACAUUGUUGAGAUCAUGGUCUUAGAGGGCGUUAGAGUGGUGGUGGGCGUGGCACAUGAUUGGGGAUCUUUCCUUUUGUCACGCCUAGCGAACUAUCAUCCAGAGCGCUUUUCGGCCUAUGUCUUCAUCGACCACGGAUAUAGUGCUCCUGGCCGUAGCCUCACUACUGCGGUGAUACAACAUAUCAAUAGCUCGGUGCAAGCCAAGCUUGGUUUUUCGAUCUUUGGGUAUUUCCUAUUUUUUAACGAAGAGGAUGCUCCGAAGCUCCUAAAUGAACAUUCCGAAUCCGUGGAAUCGCUCUUCUUCGCCAACGACAACGAGAUCAACAAGAAAUACAAGGGCGCCCCAGGCGGUUUGCGCACUUGGUUAACCGAGGGCAAGAUUGUUGAUUUGCCGGCCUAUCUGACAUCAGAAGUAAAAUUUCUAGCUGUAGUACAUGGGGUUUUCAAAUUAGCUUACAUAGAACAGGACCAUAAACAUUAUCAACACGCCUUCUCCGUCGAAAAUGGUGGCUAUGGCCCUGCGAUCAACUGGUAUAGGGCUAAUCUGCGUAAUAUCAAUGAAGAAGAUGAAAAGAAAAUUCCCACGCCCGCUCACACCUUAACACACCCAACCUUGCUAAUCGCCUCUACCGGUUACAUCAUCACUGUCACGGCCAAUUUUCCGGAGCAGAUGCGGCCACUCGUCCCUGAUCUCAAAGUUGAGAAUGUGAAUGGUGGGCAUUGGCUGCAGUUAGAGAAGGCGGAUGAAGUCAAUAAGAUUCUGGAGGAGUUUAUGGAAGAGAAGCGACUAGUUUAA